AUGGAGCGGCCAGGGAGAGAGCGAGGCGCCCGUCUCGCUGCGAAGACGCUGCACCCUCCAGGUUCUUCUCCCCUGUCGAAGACCGACUCUUCCUCCAACCUGGACUUGUUUCCUGUCCUCACCUCUUCUCUCUCCGACGCGUCGCUGCCGGACAAACGGUCUCUGCUCUUCCUCCAUGCCCGCCCCAUGGACGGCGCCGGCGCUUCUUCGCCCUGCUUCUCGCGGCGACACUCCGUCGAGGGCGCCUCGCCAGCGUUCCAGGACUUGCAGAGCGCAUGCAGACAAGACAACAUCUCUGCGCUCCACGCCACCGCUGCGCACGGAGCAAAGCCGUCUGAGUCUCUCGCGGCGUCCGUUCAGAACCCCCCUGCAGGACGCUCUCCUUCGCACUCGCCCGGUGCUGGAGACAGAGAGGAAGAAAGGCCUCUCGCACCUCGUGGCGAGACGCUGUCGCGGGAGCAGGAGGAGCUGCUGCAGACGCACCAGCGGCUCAGAGAGGACGCUCUCCGCCGCCAGACGCAGCCGCGCGUCCAGGCUCUCGGUCAGGGCGACGCCCGCCAGGAAUCCGAGCCCAAGUUCCUCUACGUCCCCAGUACAGCGAAUCGCCUGGGGGUGCCUGUCUCCCGUGUGUCGGCCGCGGCGAACGGCGGUCCGUACACGCGCGGAGGCGAGGGGGCAGUGAGAGAACGAGGCGCGCGUCUCCAUCCGACUGCCGGCUCGGCGGCGCCUCCUGUGUUCUCCGGGCGCCGUGAAGGCCGCAGCAGGGGCAGGAAGAAGCGCCUGUGGGGUGGCCGGUGGGGCGAGGAGCUUCAGGCCUUCUACGAGAGCAGAGAAAGCGACAGCGACCGCGAAGAGACCGAGGAGACUCUUGGAGAGGAGGCGGGCUCUCGGUCUGACGCGGAGGCGAGGCCGACUCGCGCGAGUCCCUCGAUCGUCUCCUCGUUUUUCUCCGCCUUCUCGGAGAGACCUGCAACUGCGACAUCGCCAGAUGCCCGGAUGUACACACACCCGAGGGCCGGCGAGCAGUGGCCGCAGACGGUUUUUGCGGCGGACAGUCCCAACUCGAGAUGUCUCCAGCCGACUGUAGCCAGCCCACGGAUCCUCAGCGACGGCCAGGUGUAUAUCCCAGGCUCCGGCAGUUUCAAGGCCUCGCCAUUCGCGGGGCCUUCACCCGUUCCCGGCGCCCAAGCUGUCUCUGCCGCCUCGCCACUCGCCCUGUCGCCCUCGCGCCAGUACCUCCCGGCCAGGGACUCGCGGCGGGCCUCUGGCCCCGAGCGCGGGCGUUCGCCGGGAGUCUCGGGCGCGGGGCGCUUCGCCGCGACCGCGGGGCAGCCGAGGCGGCGGAGGCAGAAGAAAAAGGACAAAGCGAAGGGCGUCAAGCGGAGCUUCUCGGAGAGCGCGGGUGCGGCCGCCGCCAACGCUGGAGCAGCGGUCGUCGGCGCGAUUGGAGGAUUUAUGGAAGGCGUGGUGGACCGCAUCAUCGAGAGUCACUCAGAGGCGUCUCGAUCUUCCAGUCCACGGAUGCGGGGCGCCUCGGCGUUCAGCUCUCGCGCGCCGUCGGAGAGGGGAGGCGCGUGUUCGAGUGGCGACGAAUCUGAGUUCUCUCGGUCUCUCUCCGGUGGCCGCGAACUCGACCCGCACCUCGCGAGCCGUCUGCAAAAUCCUGGCGCCGCGACCGCCGCAGCAGCUCUCUCUGGAGAGCUCUCUCUCCUUUGGCCGAGCGCUGCAGGCGUUCCGGAGGGCGUUUCGCGCGUAGGUCCGUCGCUCGCGUUUGCGCCGUCUCCGUUCCCCCAGUCCACGGUGUCUCCCGUCUCCCCUUCGUCUCUGGCAGUCGGCGCCGAGCUCGCUUCCCGAGGGCGGCCCAUCCCGUUUGGGCCUCCCGCUGCAGGCGUCCCGCUGAGCGUGGAGGAGAAAGGUCGCGCUUUGGGGAACAUCACGGCCUCAGUCGUUCUCGAGCAACUCUCCUUCACAGCGCGCUCUCUCAUGCAUGUCGUCUCGGUCGCUCCCGGACUCGCGGCCUCCGUCGCCGGCGCCGCCGCGGAUGUGGUGAAUGCAGUCAAGCGAGGCAUCGAGGGCGGGGAAGCAGGGACGGAGGAGGCGCGGGGCCUGAAGGACGAACUCGCGCGGAGGCGAGAGGAGACGCGCGAAGAGAGAGACGCGGCGCAACCCGGCGACGGCGCCAGGUUUCUAGCGAGAGAGAGCGCCGCGCGGGGAACAGAGGGCGGAGCGUCGCGAGAGAGACUCGGGAAGAAGGCGUCGGGAGAGAGAAGAGCGGAUCUUUCGCCGAAAGCAGAGAGCUCGGGAGAUCAGAGAGGCCGCACAGCUUCUCCUGGGGAGACUUCCUUGCCCACGAAACAGCGAAAGACUGGUUCUCCGCCGGCUUCCGAGCUGCGGAGGGCUCCGGACGCCUCGACUCCGCCCGGUCAGAGUGCAGCAGACGAGACUCCCAGAUCGCCGAACACCGCGUCACGCAAAGUGACCCCAGACGACGGAGCCACUGCGAACACUGUCGCACCUCGAGAGACUGGCAAGGCGCUUUCGUCUGCAGCAUCUUCGCCGCUGUCGCCUCUCGCGGAUAAGGACGCAGAGCUCGCGGCUGCUUUCAGAGACUGGUUGUCAUUUGGGUCUUUAUGGGACCGUGUGGUUCUCGAAGAGUGCUGCGUGGAGGAAGCGCAGCGUUUGAAGAAGGUUUUCGACAGCUUCGCAGACGGCCCGAGGCUCUCGCGUUCCGGUUUCGCGAGGCUCCUCGCGGCGUACCCUUGUCUGCCAGAGGCACACCACGAUUUCUUCUUUCGCACUUUGGCGCGGCCGGCAGAGGACGGAAUUCUCUUGAAGGACUUCCGCGCCGGGUUCUACGUCGCUCAGCCUCAGUUGGUUGAGGAUCUUCAGAGAGCCAGUGGGAGACUCCGAAUCCAGUUUAUCUUCAAGGCCUACGACCUCGACGCCGACGGCUGGCUGGACGCGAGCGAACUGGAGGGCCUCCUGGGCCACUUGCAUAGCGCCGGUCUGCAUGCGGAAGACAAGAAAAUCAAGCACGACCCGCAGAAGCUCGAACAACUCGUCAAGAAAGAAACCGAGGUGCUUCUGCAGCGGUUCCCGCGCUUUGGAUACUCGGCCUUCCUCCAGUGUGUGACUGGCGGAGUUUUCAACGCAACUCAUCGUCUUCUGCGGUGUCACGUUUCCCUUCCCGAUCUGGUCAAAAAGGAAGAACGGCGACGCAGACGAGCGUUCAAGGCGCGCCCCAGCGAGCAGGCUCGAGGCUUCCUCGAGCCGCCUUCGCCACUGGAGGCGCGAGAUCCCACGACCGCGGUCGUAUCCGGAGCCGCCUCGGCCUUCGCGACCGCCGCGGCCCUCGCCCAGGACGACCCUAGUGCCCCGGCGCAGUGGCUGCCUGUCUUGCCCUCCCAGGCUGCCCUUGUCCCUGGAGCCCCAGCUGUCUCCCUGGGUGGAGCCCAACUAGCGAAGACCGAGUGGCUCGGCGCGUACACAGGAGAGGCGCCCUCGGAGAAGCUUCUGCGGCCAGUAACGACGCCGGAGAAGCAGGUGGCGAAGAGGGCCUCGUAUCCCCAGGUGUCUCCUCAGCAGAGACACGUGGCGGAGAAGAUUGUGGAGCAUGUGAAAAACUGUCUCCCUUUCACCUCGCGCUCCGACCUCGACGCGCGCCUCUCGGCGCUUCUCUCGGUGGACAGGCCUUGCGCUCCCGCGAGUGCGUGCUCGGGGCCUGCGCCUUCUUUCCUCAAAAUGCCCAUCGCUGAAGAAGACAUCGUCGCCCUCUGCGAGGCCAUGUGCAGCCUCGUCGCUGCCGAGGAGACAGUGGUUGAGUUGGACAUCCCACUGAAGAUCUUCGGAGACCUGCACGGCCACCUCGCCGACCUCAUCGAAUUCUUCGGCUCCUUUGGAUGGCCAGGCGAGCUGGACAAGCUCACACAACAAGUCGAGGACUUCCUUUUCCUAGGAGACUACGUCGACCGCGGUCCAUGCAGUCUGGAGGUUCUUCUUCUCCUUUUUUCCCUUAAAGUUUUGAGUCCCCACCGCGUCUUCCUUCUGCGCGGGAACCACGAAGAUCGACAGAUGAACCGAACUUACGGCUUUCUUGAGGAGCUUGAGCGGAAACUCGGAGGCGCGGCAAGCGCGUGCGUGUGGGAGAAGGCGAACGCGGUUUUCGAUCUUCUCCCUCUCGCGGCGCUCGUCCCCGCGGCCGCCGUCGUUUGUCUUCACGGCUGCCUCGGAGACUCGAUUGAAAAAGUUGAAGAUCUCCGAGCCAUCCGAAGGCCGCUGGAUGUCUGUGCCAUUCAAAUGGAAGGUCCGGAAACAGACCCCCUCGCGCCUGAACGCAAAGUCCUCGCCUGUCUGUGGAGCGACCCAGAGCGACCGCCCGAGAGAGCAGAAGACGUAGAUGGACCCUCGUCGCCACGCGGCUCACACGUCGUCAGGAGCUCGCAGGCCUUCAUCGAGGCGUUUCUGGAGAGAAAUCAGCUGGCCCUUCUCGUCCGCGCUCACGAGUGCGUCGCGCCCGGGUACUGCUACGAUCUGGGCGGCCGCUGCCUCACGCUGUUCUCUGCUUCGAAUUACUGUGGCACAGCCAACAACGACGGAGCUGCACUCCACAUCUACAGGGAAGAAGACUGCUAUCCUGAGCGAGGCCGUCGACGCCAGCACAUCACCCGCCAUAUUUUGUUGGUCGAAUCCCCAGAGCGGUGGAUCGCGGGCGUCUCCGGCCUUCCGCCUCAGGCUCGAUGCUCGCCCCAGGGUCUCCCCACACCGUUGGGGUCUCCUUCUGGGCUUCAGGCGGCCCUGCCUGUCCCCCUGAAGGCCGGGGAGGUGGCUGGCAGCUUCGCGGACCUCGCCAGACUUGCCUGCGAAGCGGCGCGUUCGCCUCUCGGUGCUUCCUCGUUUCCGUCCUCGGCGGAGGCAGCUGCUCUGCUUUCGUCGGCCUUGGCCUCUUCGUCUCCUCUUCUCCAGGGCGUGAGUCCCUCCGGCGCGCCUCUGUAUCUUCCGUCGCCGACAUACCUCAAACAGGCCCCGACGGGGCCUUUCGGCCCGGAGCCCGUGGGGGCGUUCCUCGCGUCGCCAGGUCCCCACAUUGACAUUCCCUCCGAGUUCCUUUCUCACUCUCCGCCGUGUUCGCCGCUCGCGUCUUCGGGAGCUCGUGCCGCGGCCGUCCUCUCCAGCGACUCUGUCCCCGCAGGCCUAGGCCGAGCCCCGUCGCCCGCUUCCCAGCCAAACAACGCGUCCUUCGCCUCGACGGCUCCCUCUCUCCACGGAGACUCUGGGGCCUGGGGGGGGUCUCCGUUGUCUCCGGCCACCCUGGGAGAAGGGUCUUCUCGAGAGAACGCUCGCACCAGCAUGGAGGCGCCAGUCCCCACACCUCGCGUCUUCGAUCCGCGCCCCCUGAUCCCUAUUCCUACUCUCUCUGAGGCCUUCUCGGAGGCAGGGCUGGACUCUGGCGGAGACAGGCGUCUGCCAACUCCGCGGCUGGGCGCGGACCCAGGACGCCCAGGCCAGCUCGUGGCGCGCCGCGAGUCGGAGGCGAGGCCAGCUGAGAGUCGCGAACAAGGGGGAGCGCUGUCUCAGCGGAAGAGAGACGCGAGAAGUCCGCCCAGCCUCCAGGAGUUACCGCCGCCGAGCCGCGAGGAGUGCUCGCCUCGGUCUCCUCACUGGCGGGCCGUCCACGGAGUCCUUGCUCCAACCAGCACACCAGCGGACAGUCGUCUCCCCGAGGAAGGUCACCACGGCUCUGACGAGAGCUCGACCGGACCCGGUAGCCCGCGGCGACUGCGGCGGCUGACGAGGUGCUUCGGCGUAGCGGACGGAGAUCUCCCAGCUGCCGCAUUGCCGGCAGAAUUGUCUCCGCAGUCUCGCCCCCCCGCCUUCUGUCCGCCCUGUUCGACCCUCGGCGAGGACGGGAUGCGCUGUCUCCGUUCGCGGAGCGAAGAGACCCGCGUGCUCGACCAACUGUCCCCGAAAGGAGACGGAUCGCUCCGGCGCGAGGCGGAGACAGCGAUGGCCUCUUCGACCUCGCGUGGGCGCUCUGGGCCAGCAGGCCGAAGAGGGCCGGAGAUCGGCGGGCGCCGGUCUCUCCCGGCGCAAGGUUCGACCUGGGGAGACGAAGACGACCCGGUGGCUGCUGCAUUUGCGGCUGCGUCGAGAGAAGAAGGGUGGCGGAAGAACGCGAGAAGAAGGAAGUCCUUCGCAGGUUAGGCGAUGUCGCGUGGAGAAGAAGAGACGAGGAGUGGGCGGGGUGAGCAGGAAGACGACAGAGAGGAUGGAAAGAGACAACGAAGACGAGGAGAAAGAGAGCAUCAGAGGACUACCGAAAAGACAGCAGCAGCCGCGCGUGAAGAAAGGCUGGAGUGGGAGAGAGAAGUCGUGCGCAAGCGGACGUCGCAGAGCAUGGAGGACUCGACUGUCGAACUCGAAGAGAUCUAGAGAGUCGGGACAACAGAGGGGGGAGGGGCGUUAAAGCUUGUCAACGCAGAACCUUUUCAAGAUGCGUCUUCGGCAUCCACACAGCCCGCGCUCGUUCGGAUUUAGGGCGUUUCUCGAAGAGCCGUUUUGUUUGUGUCGUGGCAUUUCACACAUAAGCUUGUCUCUUUUUCAAGAAAGCACCACUGAGUCUGCUCCUCUCCCUGUGUUGUUCCUCUGCAUGCUUUAUCGUGUUCUCUCUUGGCUUCGUGUCACAUUUUUGGAUCCGGGAGGUGUGUGGAGUCGCUUGACGCAUCCUCCCGCUUCGUAGAUUGCAGGACUGACACUAAGAAACGCAUGUCGCCGUC
Messenger RNA from Toxoplasma gondii ME49, 6773 nucleotides. RefSeq names its product Ser/Thr phosphatase family protein. The coding region runs from base 1 to 6201 and encodes 2066 amino acids. The transcript is spliced from 13 exons. Gene Ontology annotation, molecular function: protein serine/threonine phosphatase activity; calcium ion binding. Lineage: Eukaryota; Apicomplexa; Conoidasida; Eucoccidiorida; Sarcocystidae. Gene Ontology annotation, cellular component: nucleus; cytoplasm. The record is from RefSeq and is a predicted model, not a curated record.